Messenger RNA from Pseudopipra pipra, 2622 nucleotides. Its product is annotated as REST corepressor 2-like. The transcript has 13 exons. Bases 847 to 2622 code for a protein of 591 amino acids. Lineage: Eukaryota; Metazoa; Chordata; Aves; Passeriformes; Pipridae. Gene Ontology annotation, molecular function: transcription corepressor activity. Gene Ontology annotation, cellular component: transcription regulator complex; histone deacetylase complex. The record is from RefSeq and is a predicted model, not a curated record. Gene Ontology annotation, biological process: negative regulation of DNA-templated transcription; regulation of transcription by RNA polymerase II.
GAGCUCCAGCCCCACAGACACCCCCCAGCCCCAUAACAGCCCCCUGACCCCCCCAGCACUCCCUGAGCUCCCCCCAGCCCCAUAACAGCCCCCUGACACCCCCAGCAUCCCCUGACCCCCCAGCCCCAUAACAGCCACCUGACCCCCCCAGCCACCGCCUGACCCCCCCCAGCCCCAUAACAGCCCCCUGACCCCCCCCAGCCACCCCCUGACCCCCCCCAGCCCCAUAACAUUCCCCUUUCCCCUGACCCCCCCAGGAUCCCCUGUGCCCCCCCAGCCCCAUAACAGCCCCCCGACCCCCCCCUUUGUCCCCCCGCUGCCCCCGGGCACUUUGUUGCCCCCCAGCCCCACACCGGAGGGGGUGUGACGGUGACACGACCCCCCCUCCCCACGCUGAGGGUCCCGGCCCCGCGCCCCCCCCCCCGGCGAGGCCGUGCCCCCCCCCCCGAUCCGCCGCGGAGGGGUACGGGGGGCGGGGGGGCCGUGCUGAGGCCGCGGGAGCUGGAACUACUUUGGCACCGGGAGGCGGCGGGAGCGGCCGGCGGCGCUUUGUGUGGGCUCGGGACCCCCCGACCGCCCCCCUGCCCGCGCCCGCCCUCCCCUCCCUCCGCCCCCCCUCAGCUUUGCCCCCUAUUUCGGGGGGUCCUCCCUCCUCCUUUCGGCGACCCUUCCGCCCCGCACCGCGUCCCCCCCCUCCCCAAAUUCCCACGCCCCCUCCCCAAAUCCCCGGGGCCGGGUUAAAGUUUGGCGAGGGGCUGCGGGGCUCAGCCCACCCCCCGCACCCAGCGGGGCCUCCGGGGGUCCCCCCGGGGGUCUGGGGGGGUCCCCAACCCCCCCGGCCCGGCGAUGCCGUCGGUGAUGGAGAAGCCCUCGGGGAUCCUGUCCCGCAGCCGGGCCAAGGCGGGGGCGGCCGCGGGACCCCCCCCCUCGGAGGACGAGGCCAGCGAGGACGAGCACGCCCACGACAGCAUGAUCCGGGUGGGCGCCGAUUACCAGGCGGUGAUUCCCGACUGCAAGCCAGAGAGCCCCGCUCGGUACAGCAACAAGGAGCUGAAGGGGAUGCUGGUCUGGGCCCCCAACCACUGUGUGUCUGAUGCCAAACUGGACAGGUACAUCGCCAUGGCCAAGGACAAGCACGGCUACAACAUCGAGCAGGCCCUGGGGAUGCUGCUGUGGCACAAGCACGACGUGGAGAAGUCCCUGGCCGACCUGGCCAACUUCACGCCCUUCCCGGACGAGUGGACGGUGGAGGACAAGGUGCUGUUCGAGCAGGCCUUCAGCUUCCACGGCAAGAGCUUCGCCCGCAUCCAGCAGAUGCUCCCGGACAAGCUCAUUCCCAGCCUGGUCAAGUACUACUACUCCUGGAAGAAGACCCGGUCCCGCACCAGCGUCAUGGAUCGCCAGGCCCGGCGCCUGCUGGGGCGGCGCGACCGCGACGACAGCAACGAUGAGACUGACGAGCACCGACCCCCCCCCGACGGGGACACGGAGCCCAUGGACCCCAAAAAAGAGCCCCCGUGCCCGCGGGCGGGGCCGCGCAAGGAGCCGCAGUACCGGCACCACCCCCCCCUGCGGCAGCGGCGCCGCCCCCCCCGCGGGAUGCGCCUGAGCCGCGAGGACGUGGCCGAGGUGACGGCCAACCCCGACCUGGGGGCCCGCGCCCUGCGCCAGCUCGACUGCCAGCUCGUGGCACUCAAACGGCAGGUGCAGCGGAUCAAGCAGAUCAACAGCGGGCUCAGGCAGGCGCUGGACGGGGGCCUGGAGGGGCUGCGGCCCCCCGAGGGCAACGGCAAGUUCAGCUCCCGCUGGACGACGGACGAGCAGCUGCUGGUGGUGCAGGCCCUGCGCCGUUACGGCCGCGAUUUCCCGGCGGUGGCCGCGGUUCUGGGGAACAAAACGGCCGCUCAGGUUCGGAGCUUCGUGUUGGGGCCCCGGCGCCGCCUCGGCCUCGAGCGGCUCCUGCGGGAGCGGCAGCGCCGGGGGGAGCCCCCCACGGCCCCCCCCGGGGAGGGGGACGACGAUGAGGAGGUGCAGAUCACAGGGGUCUCCUGCCCGGCCCCACCCCCUCCGCCCACCUCGGCCCCGCCCCCCAUCGCGGCCGCCGCCCCAUCACGGCCACCAGCCCCGCCCCCUCUGCUGCGCCCGGCCCCGCCCCCGGCCCCACCCCCUCGGCCCCUCCCGCGGCUGCCACCUCCGCUGCAGCCGGGCCGGGCCCCGCCCCCUCUGCUCGGCCCCGCCCACAGCACCCGGCCACGCCCCCCCACCGCUGGACACGCCCCCCCCACGCUGAGCGCCCCCUGCUGGGCCGGGGGACUCGCGGCUCCCAGGGGGGGGGUCCCGGGGGGUCCCUGGACUUUGGGGGGGUCCCGGGGGGGUGGGGAGGGGCCCGUUUGCAAUAAAGGUAUUUUACUAGAGAGGCUGCGAGUGCAGGGGGCACUGGGAGGGGCACUGGGAACAGGGGCCAUACUGGGAGCACUGGUCAGUACUGGGAGCACUGGUCAGUACUGGGAGCGCCACUCAAAGGCAACGGAUCUUUCUGGAAAGCCCUGGACCCCCCAGAACGUCCCCAGAGGUCCCAGGCCCAUCCAGGUGACCGUGGGUCCAUCCAGGACGUCCCCCUGA